Messenger RNA from Blastocystis hominis, 1182 nucleotides. RefSeq lists its product as hypothetical. The record is from RefSeq and is a predicted model, not a curated record. The transcript has 4 exons. Gene Ontology annotation, cellular component: mitochondrion. Bases 1 to 1182 code for a protein of 393 amino acids. NCBI's taxonomy places the organism in Eukaryota, Bigyra, Opalinata, Blastocystidae. Gene Ontology annotation, biological process: asparaginyl-tRNA aminoacylation. Gene Ontology annotation, molecular function: ATP binding; asparagine-tRNA ligase activity.
AUGUGUGAUAGUCUAGAGCUAAGUGCUGCGUCCUAUCAUGUGAUUGGAGACUGUGAUCCGAGCAGCUAUCCCCUUCAGAAGAAGUUCCACACUCCCGAAUUCCUCCGAAGCAUUCCGCACAUUCGCCCCCGUUCCAAUCUGCAGGGCGUUGUCAACCGUAUGCGAAACACGAUGAUCCAGUCCGUCCACCACACACUGCAGUCGAACGAUUUCAUCCAAGUCAUGACGCCAAUCAUGACAUCCAACGACUGUGAGGGAGCCGGCGAGCUGUUUUCGGUGGCCUUGGCGUCAUCCAAUCAAAUCGAUUUAAACGCUUUCUUCAAUUCGCGCGCGUUUCUCACCGUGUCGGGGCAGCUGCAGGCCGAAAUGAUGGCGCAUGCGAUGACGCGCGUGUACUCGUUCGCUCCGACGUUCCGUGCUGAGAACUCCAACACAUCGCGCCAUUUGUGCGAGUUUUGGAUGAUCGAGCCGGAGAUGUGUUUUGUGCAGCUCCCCGAUCUGAUGGACCUCGCGAAGAAAGUGAUUAUGGAUGUGGCGAAGAAUUUGGAGGGAAAACACGGCGAAGAUUUCCGAUUUUUGGAAAGCCGUGUGGACAAAACCGUACCGGAAUUGGUGCAAACUCUGCGUGAAGAAAAGAACUAUUGCCACCUGACGUACACGGAAGCCAUCGACAUUCUGACUCGCAAAGGACAAAAGUUCGAAGUUCCGGUGAAAUGGGGAAUCGACCUCCAAUCCGAACACGAACGCUAUUUGUGCGAGAAGUACUGUGGCAACAAGCCUCUCUUCUUGACGCACUAUCCGGCGGAGAUUAAGCCGUUCUAUAUGAAGGACAGCGGAGAUGGAAAGACGGUGGAGGCCAUGGACUUGCUCGUUCCGCGCGUUGUAUGUUUUGGGUGGAUUCGGAGUGACGUGCAGGGAGAAAUCGUGGGAGGAAGCAUGCGAGAAGAUCAGUACGACGUUCUGAAGCGCCGAAUGGAGGAAAAGGGAUUGUUGUCGGAAGAGGUGGAGAGUGGCAGGAGCACGAAGGCGCUGGAUUGGUACCUCGAUCUACGUCGAUACGGCUCGGUCCCUCACGGAGGUUGGGGAUUAGGGUUGGAACGCUUGAUUGAGACGUUUACGGGAGUUCAGAAUAUUCGCGAUGUGAUUCCAGUUCCGCGAGUUCCUGGAAGCUGUUUACUUUAG